Raphanus sativus (radish) is the source of this 1641-nucleotide messenger RNA. RefSeq names its product putative ribonuclease H protein At1g65750. The record is from RefSeq and is a predicted model, not a curated record. Bases 1 to 1641 code for a protein of 546 amino acids. The transcript has a single exon. Lineage: Eukaryota; Viridiplantae; Streptophyta; Magnoliopsida; Brassicales; Brassicaceae. Gene Ontology annotation, molecular function: nucleic acid binding; RNA-DNA hybrid ribonuclease activity.
AUGUCGAGAUUCUGGUGGGAGAAAUCAGCAACUCAGAAAGGCAUUCCGUGGGUUGCUUGGGAUCGUAUGCAAUUUCCUAAAUGUCAGGGAGGUAUGGGUUUCAAAAAUUUGUGUAAGUUUAAUGAUGCGUUACUUGCAAGGCAAGCAUGGAGACUUGUGCAAUAUCCUAAUUCUGUGAUGGCAAAGCUUUUUAAAGCUCGCUACUUUAAGGAUUCUCAUAUUUUGCAAGCCUCUUCUAAGAGAUAUCAGUCAUAUGGUUGGUCUUCUCUUAUGGUGGGUAUUAAUCUCUUGAAACAAGGUUCACGGUUUAUUAUUGGGAAUGGUAAAUCUGUCAGACUCUAUGAGGAUCAUUGGCUCCCAACUGAACCUCCCAGGUGUGCUACACGAAUGUGUAAUAGACAGCAUCUCAUGGUCUCCGACAUCAUAGUUGCUACGAGUACUUUUCAACAUUGGAAUUUAGAUACUGCUCAACAGCUGCUAAAUGAUGAAUAUUUUCAGCUUAUGCUCACGAUCUACCUUCCUCAAACUAAGAUUGAAGAUACUCUGGUUUGGCCUUUGGAGGCUUCUGGAAAUUACACUGUUAAAAGUGGAUAUAAACGAGAAAUGAUGGAGUUGGGUCGACAGUUACCAGAUUUACUUCCUCCAAGGGGAGACCCAGUGUUGAAAACAAAAAUUUGGAAGCUUCCUAUUAUUCCAAAACUGAAACACUUUCUCUGGCGUAUUCUUACUUUGGCUUUGGGAACAAACACAAGGUUAAAUACAGGGGGUAUGUCAUUGGAUUGCCUCUGUUCUCGCUGUUCUGAUGCUCCUGAAACAGUAAAUCACCUUUUCUUCUUGUGUCCCAUUUCGGUUCAAACCUGGCGCUCGAAUCAAGUCACUUUAGGCUUCUCGGCAAGGUUUACUGAUGAUUUGGAAAAUAAUAUGGAGUAUCUCCUACAACUACAAUCUUCAUCAACGUUAACUAUGGAACAGAAGUUAACCCCUUUCUGGUUGCUUUGGAAGAUAUGGAAAUCCAGAAAUAAUCUUAUUUUUAAAAAUAAGAUCAUUAAUCCCCAACGUGAUGGAGAGUAUGUGACAGUAGAAGUUCGAGAUUGGUUAGAAAAAACAGCUCAGGUUAGUUCUACCCCACGGCAGAUCCCUCUAAGUCCAAGAUGGUAUCCUCCAAUGAUCCCUUAUUACAAAUGCAACUUUGAUGCUGCAUAUAAUCCACAAACUUUCCAUGCUUCUGCUGGCUGGGUUAUUCGAGAUUGUUAUGGAGUAGUACAUUACUGGGCAAUGGCUUUCUUAGGCUCUGCUCAAUCACCACUUGAAGCAGAGAGUAAGGCUUUGUUGGCAGCUAUUCAAUGCGCCUUUGCCUUGGGGUAUAAGAAUAUGAUUUUUGAAGGUGAUUGUCUGGUUUUAAUCAAUUCUCUCACUACUGGGAAAGGAGAUUUUAGUAUUGCCAUGAUUUGUAAUGACAUCAGACAUUGGGGGCGCAAGCUUGGAUUGCUUCAGUUCGCAAGGGUUCCAAGAGAGGCAAAUGUGGUGGCUCAUAUGUUAGCUACACGUUGUGAUCCUACUGUGUUAUUUACAUCAUCCUCUACUUUCAUUCCACAUUGGCUUACCAAUGUGAUUUGUAACGAUUACAUAAGAUGUGCUUAA